AUGCAGCUCCUCCAGGUCCGCCAGCUCCUCCCGGUCCCCCUGGUCCACCUGCUUGGGCUGCUGGGCGCGGACCCCAUCCGCAUCCAGCGCCGCCAGCAGGACAUCAUCCAGCUCCUCCCACUGAACCAGCUGCAUCUGCUCACACGUCACGGUAACUCCGUUUUCUUGGGCAUCCCCUUUGCCGAAACGACUGGUGGACAGAACAGAUGGAAGGCACCUAUUCCUAAGGGCAAGCUUAUGCCAGGGCAGGUCGUCAAUGCUACUGCCUAUGGCCCAACUUGCCCCCAGGCAAUCAGCAACACUCCCUACAGCCGUCAAGAUGAGGACUGCUUGAACCUGAAUGUCUGGGCUCCUGUCAAUGCUACUGGCAAGAGCCUUCCUGUCUUUGUGUAUAUGUAUGGUGGUGCCAUGGUCACUGGUUCCAGCAGCAAUGUACAAUUCCAAGGCAACAACUUUGCCCGCAAGGAUGUAAUCUUCGUCAGCUUCAACACAAGAGAGAGCAUCUUCGCUUACCCCAACUCGGCUGAGCUGGGCAAAGAUGGUUCGCAGAACUUUGGUAUUCUCGAUGUCCACCAAGCCUUGGAGUGGAUUCAUGACAACAUUGCUGCCUUUGGUGGCAACCCGGAUCAUAUUGUGUUCGGUGGUCAUUCUUCUGGUUCCGUCCAGGUUGACCACUACCUCUGGAAUAACCCUAAGUCAUGGCUUGUUGGUGCUGUCGAAAUGAGCGCUAACGCUGAAUCUGGCCCUGCUAUUACUCCCCUCAACCAGGGUCUCGACAUCGUCGCCGCCGAUGUUGGUUGUAGUACUGGUGUUGGUCAGCUCGACUGUCUUCGCAACAAGACCAUCUAUGAGAUUGAGACUGCCAACUUCAACAGCACUUCCAACACCUGGUUCUCACCCAUCAUUGACGAGGUAACUCGCUUCUCUGAUUACGCUGGCCGCUUCGCUGCUGGCAAGUAUCCUUCUCACGUCCCUCUCUUGACCGGUAACUCUGAUGGCGAGGGAGUCAUCUUCGGUCUCGUCUACGGUGGAGAGAACACCAACUUCAGCUCUUGGAUCAACACCUUCGACGCUGAUGUCGCUCACAUCCCUGAUGAGGAGCUCAUUGCUGCUUACAACGUUUCUGACUAUGCUUCGGUCUCUGCCAUGAGCGGUGCCCAGUACGGAGAUGCUCGCUUCUUCUGCCCUGUCGACUAUCUCAUUGAUGUUCGCAGCAGCGUCCAGGAUACCUGGGCCUAUAGGUUUUUCGGGGCCUAUUGUAACGUUGUUGGCUGUAUGGUUGGUGCCCCUACUCAUGGCACUGAGAUCCCCUUCUUUUUCGGGGGGCAGGAAUGCUUCAGCGCUCUAUCCAACGUCACAGAGGCCCAGCAGGCUCUCGCUGACUCAAUGAAUGAGUGGUUCGUCAAAUGGAUCAAGAACCCCUCUGCCGGACCCGGCUGGGACAAGGUGAAACCCAAGUGCGGCACUGUAGCCAAGAUUGGUGUUCCUGGCAAUGAGCUUGCAAUCGAGAUCGGAAGCACAGGAGACUACAAUGCUCGCUGUCAGUCUGUGUACGAUCCUCUGCAGUCGAAAUACCCCGUUCUGAACAACGUCACGGCUAUCUAA
Aureobasidium melanogenum CBS 110374 is the source of this 1605-nucleotide messenger RNA. RefSeq names its product acetylcholinesterase precursor. The record is from RefSeq and is a predicted model, not a curated record. The transcript is spliced from 4 exons. Lineage: Eukaryota; Fungi; Ascomycota; Dothideomycetes; Dothideales; Saccotheciaceae. The coding region runs from base 1 to 1605 and encodes 534 amino acids.